Molecule: messenger RNA, 1981 nt
Organism: Suricata suricatta (meerkat)
Lineage: Eukaryota; Metazoa; Chordata; Mammalia; Carnivora; Herpestidae
Gene: TBC1D13
Product: TBC1 domain family member 13
Exons: 12
Coding region: 90-1292 (400 amino acids)
Biological process (GO): intracellular protein transport; activation of GTPase activity
Molecular function (GO): GTPase activator activity
Source: RefSeq, a predicted model, not a curated record
UUUCCGGUCGGAGGCCUUUGCUGGGAGCCCCGCGUCCCUAGGGGGCGGCGGCGGCGGCGAGGGCAGAGGGGGAUCCGGAAGUCAACACCAUGUCGAGUCUGCACAAGAGCAGGAUUGCAGAUUUCCAGGAGGUCCUGAAGGAGCCCACGAUUGCCUUGGAAAAGCUUCAGGAACUCAGUUUUAGUGGCAUCCCCUGUGAGGGCGGACUUCGGUGCCUCUGCUGGAAGAUUCUCUUGAACUACCUCCCCUUGGAAAGAGCCUCAUGGACCUCCAUCCUGGCCAAGCAGAGGGAGCUAUAUUCUCAGUUCCUGAGGGAAAUGAUUAUCCAGCCUGGCAUUGCCAAGGCCAACAUGGGUGUGUCGAGGGAGGACGUGACCUUUGAGGACCACCCGCUCAACCCCAACCCCGACAGCCGGUGGAACACCUACUUCAGGGACAACGAGGUGCUGCUGCAGAUCGACAAAGACGUCCGGAGGUUGUGCCCAGACAUAUCUUUCUUCCAGAGAGCCACCGAGUACCCCUGCCUCCUUAUCCUGGACCCCCAAAAUGAGUUUGAGACCCUUCGUAAGCGGGUGGAACAGACGACGCUGAAAUCCCAGACAGUGGCCCGGAACCGGAGCGGAGUCACAAAUAUGUGCUCCCCGCACAAGAACAACGCGCCGUCAUCCCUGAAUGAGUACGAGGUGCUGCCCAACGGCUGCGAGGCCCACUGGGAGGUGGUGGAGCGCAUCCUGUUCAUCUACGCCAAGCUCAACCCUGGCAUCGCGUACGUGCAGGGCAUGAACGAGAUCGUGGGGCCGCUCUACUACACCUUCGCCACCGACCCCAACAGCGAGUGGAAAGAGCACGCGGAGGCAGACACGUUUUUCUGCUUCACCAACCUCAUGGCCGAGAUCCGGGACAACUUCAUCAAGAGCCUGGACGACUCGCAGUGUGGCAUCACCUACAAGAUGGAGAAGGUGUACUCCACCUUGAAGGAUAAGGACAUGGAACUCUACCUGAAGCUGCAAGAGCAGAAUAUCAAGCCCCAGUUCUUUGCCUUCCGCUGGCUGACGCUGCUGCUAUCCCAGGAGUUCUUGCUGCCUGAUGUCAUCCGCAUCUGGGACUCCCUCUUCGCUGACGCCAGCCGCUUCGACUUCCUCCUCCUGGUGUGCUGCGCCAUGCUCGUACUGAUCCGGGAGCAGCUGCUGGAAGGGGACUUCACCGUGAACAUGCGGCUCCUGCAGGAUUACCCCAUCACGGAUGUCUGCCAGAUCCUGCAGAAAGCCAAGGAGCUCCAAGACUCCAAGUAGCCUGCUGGCAAGAGGCCCAGGUUUGGGAGAGAAGACACCGACCCCUGUGCCCUGGCUCCUGGGACGCGCAGCAGCCCGUGGGACUCCAGCCAGCCUGCGGGGAAGCUGGAGUGGCCCACCCCAGGCCUCCUCACUGGGCUCCCUCCCCCUCGGCCGCUCCCGCUGGGGGCACACUGUGCCUCGCUCCUUCCUGACCGCCUCCCCCGCCCUCCGCCCUGGCCCCCUCCCUGCUUUUCAUCCUGCAGACCUUUGGCCCAGGUUGCCGAGCGAGGCUGGAGCUCGUGAGGUGGUUUCCCCCGGGUUGGGGCACUUUGGGGGCCUGGGAUGCCGGCAGGGGUCCGUCCCGGCCUCCGAGCUGCUGCUCCCUCCCUGCUCUCCUGCUCUGGUCUUCUGGGCUCUGGUCUCCGGAGGUGCUUGGCAGAUGAGCCAGAAACCACUUGGUUGGUGCUUAGGCUUCUCCGUGGGGAAGGUGACACUGUGAAGGAGCUAAGAAGCUGCCAGGCCCAGGUCAAACCCUCUGUCCCUUUCCCACCCUCCCCCCCGAGUGUGUGUUUUUGUCUAGUCACGAGUGGGCAUGGACGCGUCUCUUCAUCUCCCAGGUGUCUGCUGCUCCUGUGUGGUGUGUAUGGUGUGUGUGUGUCCCUGUGUGUGUGUGGGGGGGGCCUCUUUGAUCCCCCAAGAUCUCUUUU